AUGGACACAUCCUCACGCUCAUACAAAAAGGCCCUCCGACAUCACCUCAAAUCCCAGCAAAACAAAGCACACGAAGAUAAGCCCCCGCUAUCUCCGUUCAGAGCCGCGGAGAAAAAAUACAAAUCGAGAUUCCCUCCACCGGAUUUGAGCCAGGUUUUAGAUUUGGGCGCUGCCAGGGAAGAGAACGUAACUGGAGAGUGGCGAGGGAAUCCGAAUGUGUCGGGGCUCAAGAUGAAAGAGGUUGGAUUAAAAGGGGGCGGAAAGGCGUACACGUUUGAGUCCAUACCUGGCCUCGUCCUCUUGCCUUUUUUCGUUGCCCCAACCGCCCAGCGAUCGCUCGUUACUCGGUGUCUCAGAGAGCACGCGCGCUCCCCCAACGAGUCCAAUCUCGAUGCACACUACCAAGUCCCUCGGAGCGGACUGUGGAACGCAUGGGAGCGGGUUGUGGGCCAGAGAGAAAAGCUGGCGGAUCCGAGUUUCGAUAUAGAGGUUGAAACAAAAUGGAAGGACGACUUGCCCUUGGAUGCGUAUCAUCCACCAGACACAACACGAACGCUCGUCGAAAACGAACCGGGCUCGCUCGGGGAUUCUCAAGCCAAACUGGCGCCGAUGCCAUCUUCUACCCUCCCACCCUCCACAGUAUCUCAGCUCGUCCCAAAACUCCGCUGGUCAAAUAUAGGCUUGAAUUACCACUGGGGUACCAAGUCGUACGACUUUGAACGAGAUAGGGUGCCAUUUCCAGACGAUAUACGAGGGGUUUGUGUGGAUGCCGUCCAGAGGGUAGACUGGACGGGCGUUUGGGAGGGUGUUGCAGAUGGCAUGGAGUGGAAGGAUGGAGUGGACUGGGAUAUCUGGGAACGGACGUACGAACCGGAUGCGGGUAUCAUUAAUUUUUAUCAGCCUAGAGAUACACUUAUGGGUCAUGUCGAUCGUUCCGAAAUCUCGUCAACUACGCCACUAGUAUCCAUUUCAUUGGGCAACGCAGCAAUAUUCUUAAUCGGAGGACUAUCUCGAGACAUCGAGCCCAUUCCAAUUUUGCUGCGCUCUGGAGAUGUGGUGAUUAUGAGUGGCCCAGGGUGCCGACGUGCUUAUCAUGGCGUUCCUCGAAUUCUGGAAAACUCGACUCCAGCGUACUUGACUGAGUUGGAGAACCAGGAUAGAGGUGACCAAUUGAUAUCCGAGUACAUAAAAAACGCGAGGAUAAACUGUAACGUUAGACAAGUAUUUCCAAGUACCCAAGAGAGUACCGAGGGUGCUUGA
Rhizoctonia solani is the source of this 1260-nucleotide messenger RNA. RefSeq names its product 2OG-Fe(II) oxygenase family protein. The transcript has 6 exons. Bases 1 to 1260 code for a protein of 419 amino acids. Gene Ontology annotation, cellular component: cytoplasm; nucleus. The record is from RefSeq and is a predicted model, not a curated record. Lineage: Eukaryota; Fungi; Basidiomycota; Agaricomycetes; Cantharellales; Ceratobasidiaceae.